UAUAUAUAUAUAUAUCUCUAAUAAUCUCCAUUUUAGAGAUUUAUACUCUCAAUUCUCAUCUCUUUUAUGUACAAUAAGAUAAGAGAAAGUGCAGAGGAAUUUUAUAAAAUGCCUUCUUCACUUCAGCUGCGUAGAAUCAACCCAAGCACCGCCACAUCCACCGCCACGCUCGCCGGAAACUACCACAAGCAACAAUCGAAAUCACAGCCUACAUGGAUCAUCCCCGUUUCCGUUUCUGUCCCCGACUAUGUAUUGCAUUAUCACACCCACGUUGUGGGCCCCAACCAGUGUUGCUCCGCCGUUGUACAAGCCAUCUCCGCCCCAAUCGACACCGUCUGGUCCCUCGUCCGCCGCUUCGAUAACCCGCAAGCAUACAAGCACUUUCUUAAAAGCUGCCACGUCAUUGACGGCGAUGGUAACGUCGGUAGCUUGAGGGAAGUUCGCGUUGUUUCUGGACUUCCUGCGGCUUCUAGUACGGAGAGGCUGGAGAUUUUAGACGAUGAAAAACACGUGCUCAGCUUUAGUGUCGUCGGCGGCGAUCAUCGGCUUAACAAUUACCGAUCGGUGACGACGCUGCACACGGCGGAUGAUGACGAGAAUAUGACUAUGGUGGUGGAGUCGUACGAGGUUGAUGUUCCACAAGGGAAUACAAAGGAAGAAACAUGUGUUUUUGUGGAUACAAUUGUGCGGUGCAAUUUGCAGUCACUGGCGCAGAUCGCAGAGAACUUGGCUAAAAGAAAGAAUUAUGAAGACCCAGAACUGAAACUUCAUAGAUUGGUAGAUUUCGAUGACUGUAAGGUUGGUUCUUGGAAUUGUUACAACGUGACUGUUUGAUAAUUCUGUGACAUUAUUCUACUACUAUAUGUGAAUACUUGGUUGUCACCAUCACAUAAAUUCCUCUCUGUUAUUUUA
Messenger RNA from Nicotiana tabacum (common tobacco), 912 nucleotides. RefSeq names its product abscisic acid receptor PYL4-like. The record is from RefSeq and is a predicted model, not a curated record. Lineage: Eukaryota; Viridiplantae; Streptophyta; Magnoliopsida; Solanales; Solanaceae. Gene Ontology annotation, molecular function: abscisic acid binding; signaling receptor activity; protein phosphatase inhibitor activity. Gene Ontology annotation, biological process: abscisic acid-activated signaling pathway. Gene Ontology annotation, cellular component: cytoplasm; nucleus.